CCUCCGCCCCGCCGCAGCGGGGGCGGGCGGGGGCUUCCUGCCGCCGCCUCGGCAGAGCCGGCAGCGCCGCCGCGCCAUGGAGCGGCUCCGGCUCCCGGGGCUCCCCCGGCUCCCGGGGCUCCCCCGGCUCCCCCGGCUCCCCCGGCUCCCGGGGCUCCCCCGGCUCCCCCGGCUCCCCCGGCUCCUGGCCGCUGCAGUGAUCGUGGAGUGCUGCGCCCAGCUCUGCCCUGGUCUCAGCAGUGGGACGGGCUCCACUCUGGGCACUGCCACCGCCUGCGCCCACCCAGGGACCGCGACGGGGGAGCGCUGCCAGACAGAUCCAGAGCGAGGAGCUGGCACGGGGCCCACGCCAACACCAGAGGCCACAGGGCAGCUGCAGACAGAGGUUGAGCUGCUGCCCUUUCCUGGGACCCCCGCUGGAACUGACGAGCCCCCCAGCCCUCAGGGGAGCCCCGGAGCCCCCCAGGCAGGCGGGGAGGGGACAGGGCCCGCGGUGUGGGAAGGAGCAGCCACCGAGCACCCGGGGCCCCCGCUCUCUGCAGGCACUGCUGAGCAGGCAGCUGCAGGCAGCGAGAGGCCGUCUCCUGCCAGCCUGGGGGUGACCAGUGUGGGGACCCCAGCCUCUGCGGAGCUGGACACAGCUCCUACCACCAGACACGCCCCCAGAACUGACCCUGUAGGAAAUGUGGUGGUGGAAGGUGCCAUGACCCCACAGGGGCCCCCCGUGCAUUCACCGUCCUCCGUGACAGUGCCCAGCUCUGCAGGGGGGCAGUGGGAGUCCCCCAGCACCCUGCUGGGAUGGAGCCCCACGGGAACAGCACUUGUGCAGAGCCAGAGGGGCUCACACAGCCCCUCGUCCCUGGAGCCAUGGGCUGGGGAGGGCUCACGUGCCACCAUCCCGCUGGGUGACAGCAGCCCAGGGACUCACCCAAGCAUCGUGCCGGCCACGGACAGCCCUGCACCAGGGAUGAGCAGGACGUCACCCUUUGCAGGGGGGCUGAAGAGGCUGCUGACCCCCACGGGGACACGCCACGGGCUGGUGGGAGGGUGGGUCCCUGACUCCCACCCAUGGCAUGGGACAGAUGUUGCGUCGCAGGGUCCCCACUCUUCCCCUCGCCCCUCUCUGCCGCCCCUGGGGGCUGGUGGCCGUGGGGGCCCCGUGGCCAGCAUUGCCCAGCCAGCCGUGGGGACGGGCCCAACCUCUCUGCCUGCUGUAGGCAAGGGGUUGGGUCUGCCUGUCCCCACCACCACAGCCAGUAUCCCGGGGGUGACAUCCCUCAGUCUGGGGGGCACCCUGGGCCCAACCACAGGGGUCUUGGGGCCACCCGACACAGAGGGGCCCCCUGAGCGCAGCCAUAUCCCUCUGGACCAGACCUGGCGCCCACCAGCCAUGCCGGGGCAGCCCCCUGCCUCGGCAGCCCCGGGCAGCACCGCUGCGGCACAGAGCAGGGUGCUCCACACCAGCCCGGGGUCCCACCGCAUCCCCCUGUUCCCACAGCCUGCCCCAACAGGCAGCUCUGCAGGGCCCACAUCGCCGACCCCAGAGCCCUCCCUGGGGACCAGCCGGGGUGUCCCAGGGCUUGGCCCCACUGCGAGCACCCAGCCAGCAGGGCCAUCCCCAGGGCUCCGGCUGCCCCACUCCGGCUCGGGGCGGGAUCCUGCUGACACCCCCCAAAUCCCGAAGGGGGCCCCAACAGGGGUGGGUGAUGCUGGGCCCUGGGCAGUGACUGCCCCGCAGAGCUGGGAGCCAGGCACCUCAGCCCCCCCCACGGCCACUGGGCCCCCCUGGCAGCCGGCUCCGUCCCAGCCUCCGUCUUCCCUGGGGCUGACCACCGCUAUCGGCGCCACCGCCACCAUCGCAGCUGCCACCACCAGCCCAGCGCUGCUCGGGGACGUGGGGACGGUCACGCCGGAUCCUGGUGCCACGGUGUUGCAGGGGGAUGCGUCAGGGCUGACGUGGGAGCCCCCGACUCGACUGUCUGCCAUUGUGCCAGGAGCUCCCCAGCAGUCCACCAAUCCUCCCGGGACCUCGGGCCACUAUGGGGGCCCCAGGUCCCCCCCAGCAGCCGGGGACACGGACCUGGUCCAGCCAUCGAGCAGCCCCGGAGGGUGGCUGGAUGCUGACACCCCAAAAGCAACGCCGGCCGCAGCCGCGGCAGGCAGGGCCCCCCGGGUGUUCAUCGUGGAGGAUCAGCCACCCCUCCUGAGAGCAUCCCUCCUCCGCAUCCCCUGCGAGCUGGUGCUGGACAUGGGGUUCAUCCCUGCCCUGCAGGACCCGGGGUCCCGCGAGCGCCAGGGUUUGCUGCACAGCUUCAACCAGACGGUCGCGCCCCUCUUCGCGUCGGUGCCCGGGUUCCUGCGGCUGGAGGUGACGGGGGUCAGGGAGGGCAGCGUGGUGCUGGAGUACGAUGCGCUGUUUGCGGCGGAGCGGGUGCAGGUGCCGGGGCUGGGCGCGCUCCUCGAUGCCGCGCUGGGCUCCGCUGGCGUCCGGCCGGGGCUGGUGGUGGGCACUGCCCCCGUCCUGCGCAACGUGGCUCUGGAGCGGCCGCUGGACCCCUGCACGGUGCUCUUUGCCUGCCGGGCCGGCUUCGCCUGCGUGGCCGGGGCGGAUGGGAACGCCACCUGCACCUCCCUCUGCCACCGCGACUACUGCAAGAACCACGGCAUCUGCACCCACGCCCGGGACCGUGGGCCCCUCUGCCAGUGUCCCGUCGGCAGCGAUUUCUGGUUCAUGGGGCUGCGCUGCGACUACCGGGUGACGCAGCAGAGCCUGCUGGGCAUGGCCGCCGGGGUCCUGCUCAGCAUCGUCCUCCUGGGCGCUGUCGUCGCCGCCGUCGCCAUCCGCCGGUUCAAGGUGCUGCUGCUGGAGGCCAGGGCCGACCAGACCCGCAGCAGCUACCGGCGGUUCUGCCGCCUGGACGACGUCUCGGCCCAGUACUGGUCGCGCUCCUGGCUGCCCUCGGCCAGCUCGCUGGACAACCCGGCCUUCAGCAACUCGGAGGAGCUGCUCCACUUGCAGAUCUUGGACAACGGCUGCUGCGGCUGCCGGGAGGACGCGGGCAUCACCGACAGCGCCAAGCAUCGCCCCGUGCCACCCGCCCACCCGCCGUGCCGGCCCAGUUUCCAUUACAACUGGGACACAAGUUCCAGCAGCAUAAACGAUCCCAUGGUGGACUCGGGAAAAGCCAGCGAUAUCUCGGUGUCGAGCUGGCCCAUGGAGCCCAUCCAGUGGACGCCCUUUCCCCUCCUCCACCAGCUCUCGAGGCAGCGACCGCACAAAGCCCGACGGCCGCGCUCAUACUGCGAGGGGACGGAGCUGGUGAACCUCGAGAGGAGCUGGACAGCCUGAAGGCGGCGGAGCGAAGGACAGGCGACAAGGUUCAAGCUUUUAAAACCAACCACAUUUUAUUUCCACGUAACAAGCUCAGUGAAGGAAUUUCAAACACUUUGACAAUACAAUCAACGCAGGUGUGAUGUCAGUUCCACUCGAGGCAGGGUCCGCAAGGAUUAUCUGCCAAGGUUUUCACCGCUGUUUCGGACCAGACCUCAGAAGCCAGCUUUGGCUUGGGACAGCGUAUUUCAUCGUAAGUAGUUACAGAUAAGUGUCUAAUAACACACAAUGCUGGCAUCCAACAGAGUUAAUGACUUACAUCCGGCAAUUUGAAAAUAAAGUCUAACAGAUUUUUGAAGUCACAUCAUACUAUGUACAUAUAUGGUCUGCCCUAUAGCCAUUUCAGAACAAGCUAAGCCACUGUGAAAAGUGAAAUACAAAUUAAGCGCUGCUGCAUUGUUCAUCAUGAUUAAUGUAAAUGAGGUAUAAAUUUAAACACCAGUACGUUUUAAGCAUUAAAGUUUAUUUUCCAAAAUGC
This is a messenger RNA of Phalacrocorax carbo (great cormorant), 3869 nucleotides long. The record is from RefSeq and is a predicted model, not a curated record. NCBI's taxonomy places the organism in Eukaryota, Metazoa, Chordata, Aves, Suliformes, Phalacrocoracidae.